AUGGAGGCCGAAUAUUUAGGUCUGCAUGCCGUCGGAUGGCGUGGGAUGCUGAGUACUUGGCCAGGCAAGGUCCUGGCCAUUUUCAUUCUUACCACCGUAGUUAUAGGCGGGCUAUAUAUUUCAUUCGUCAUUGGGAGAGCCACAUUCGCGCAUUUGAAGCGACGGCGGAAGCGCUCAGGAGCCCCUGAUUCAAUUAUCAGCUAUUUACAUUCCCUAUGGAAGACAGCGCAACCUCUUCGUUCGCGCGAGACAGAUCCCACAAGCCUCAAGACAUUCGGCGUGUAUCUGGGUGAAAUUGCGGACCCUCCUACCCCAGCACAAGGACGCCUACUCUCACAAUGGGAUGCCAUCGUGGUCGACCCCUUGCAACCGGGUGUCGUAAGUGCAGUGCACAGUCACUGUAGCUCUUCGCAUAUACUCGGUCGACUCGACAUACGGAGCUGUUUCGAGUCGAGGUCCAGCAGUACCAAUGACCAAGUUAUUGAAUCACUCGCGAUUGUCACCCAAAUGCUGGCAUCAUCCUUUAAGAAUCAUGAGACGCAGCAGACGCCAUUUCACGGAAUCGUUCUCACAAAUUGGGAGACGUACUUCGACCCCGUCGUACUUAAUCAUUUGGUUGAUUACAUCAACUAUAUCGGCCUCGACGUCUGGCUGGAGAUAUCACGCCACGCUGACGAGAAAUACAACGACAUCAACAUGAGUCACAUUGAAGGCCUCGUUUUCCAAAACGGCACUAUUCUUCCCGACGGAAGCCACCAGGACUACUUCCAGAUGUCGAAGACGCGGUCUAUCAUGAGGGCGCUGGCUGGCCAGAAACCUGCAGGUAGCUGCCACUUUGCCAUGUGGGAAGUAGUUGGCGACGAAGUUACUAUCCCACAUGCUGUUGUGCGCCGGACACUGAAAUGGUGCAACUACAAUACUGCUAUGUGCUGGAUCGGUCCCGGAUCUGCCCUGGUGGAUGCGGAUAUGGCUGCAUCUCGCACGGCAAUGAAGGAGCCGCUGUCUGCAUUGGUCUGGCUGAGGGAUGAUGUAGUAGCAAGGGCGCACGAUCACUGGCGGUUUAAUGAUACGAUACUUCCAGAGUCUGCUGGACAUGAUUCUUUGUAUGGGAUAUUAGACAGCUUUGUUCCUGAUCUCGCCAAGUUAAAAAUGAUUUACCCUACAAGCGGCGCCACUGGGGAUAAUUCAGCAACAAUUAUCAGCAAACCCAAUCCAUCCAUCGAGAGCGUUUACGCGCAGGUGAACCCGUUCUCGGUAUCCCCUGAGGGCGUCGACUACACCGGCCUGGGCUGUUUCCAGCUGGGCCUUGACUGCUCUCCAACAGAUAUAAAUGAGCUCUUGGACGCCCAAAGACGUCUUCGUGAGUCGGGCCUUCUGGAGCUCCUGCAGCAAGAGGAGCUGGACCAGAUAGCCUGCGAGCUUGGGCAAAUUGAACCAGGGAAUUCCAACACAUCCGCUAUCUACUCCAGCAUCCAAGAACUGAUCCAUCUUUUUUCCAAAAGCGCUUCUGAUACGCACAGUGCCCGAGUCUGGGUUGGUCUGCACUCCGGAUUCCGCACUCGCGGUGAGACACAGGUCUGGGGGAUGUAUGACGUUGACUCCAUUACGGGGACUCUGGAUAUAUAUCUCUCCAACAAAACUACAGAUCGUACGGGCACAAUACUGCACACCUUCUUGUCUAGCCAAGGAUUCAGCCGCUUCGACUGUUUGAUAGCAGAGAUGUCGCUUGCGGAAGUCAACAAAAGUCUCUGCUCAGAAUGGGGGCUGUCUCGUCGUCAGAUGGGUGACCUGGAAGGACUUACUCCAGCAGAGUUACUUCUAUGGACACAACGAUUGAAUCACUCAACGUGCGAUCACACCUCAUUGACUGCCAAAGUUAAAGCUGUUUGUGAAUAUCAGUUGUUGGACGCUCCCAGCCUGUCCCAGCUUCGACGAGCAUCCUCGGUGGAAUAUCUUGCGGGCAGGCUGACAGCCGAGCAGCUCGUACAGGGCCGUCUGCAUUGGUACCAGACCCAGAGCAGUUCGUCCCUAGAAUAUGAAUCUGCCAUUGCACUAUUCCAAAAGAUCAGUGUCCGCAUCGAACAGGCUCUUAUUCAACAAGACAGCAGUACCCUUGGGAAACUGGCUGCGGUAAUGGAGACUGUGCUGAAGCCUUCUUGUAUCGAUGUCAAGGCAGACUUCCUUGCCAUGUCUGUUUUCUGUGCUGUCCGUAAAGUAGCCCUGGGCGAGGUCUACCUAGAGGUGCUCGACCGGAAUCCUGGGCCCAAUCUACACCAUAUCCAAGCAGCAUGCUUUGCUGAAUUCUACGCAGUGGGAGCGCGGUGCGAUGCCUACUUCGAUAUGACGCCAAACGAACUGGGCAGGAUUCUGUUUAGUCAAAUCCGAUCAUACCACGAUGGGCAUCCGCCACCUCUACAGGAUGAAGAUACGACUGAGCUGCCGACUGCCUAUGCUUCUAUGGAUGUUGACUUGGAUCCAGACGCAUCUGAGGAGGACACGCCGCUGCACUACCGCAUCACCUUUCUCGGCAUCUUUGCCAUUCCUGCCCUGAUUGAUAUUACUUUGCUUACAACGAUUGGCCGUGGUCUGUACCUGUCCGCCUUUAUGGAGGAUACAGAGAAAACGGCUGCAACGGCAGCGCUCAUGGUGGCAUUGCUUCUAGGCGGCGCGUUCGGCACCUGGAUCAGUUCUGGGGGCAGCUAUUACUUCUAUUCCAUGGCAUUUCCCGCAACAAGCAUGUUUGUGAUGACGCGUUUCGUUGCUGGGCUGGCAGCUGUCCUAAUAGUGGGCAUCAUCACCUUGACUGGGAUUAGCAUCGCGUACUCCUUUCGCAAUGGUGUAAUAUUCCUCGUGUAUUUGAUUCUCUUGACCACAUACCUGAUGGUCUUAUCCACGCUGUCGAUCUAUCAGAUGCCCGGCCAUCAAUUUCAAUCGGGCCGUGUGGUGAUUGUGACAUGCGUUCCAAUCCUUCUCGUCUCGCCCCUGCUCACGACGUGGCUGCACCACGACAUCGUCAUUUAUCCAUGCCUGCUGGCGUUCUUCCUAGUGAUAUUGUUAUUUGCUGCUCGACGAGUGAUCUCCAAGUGGAAUAAUUGGUAUUUCGACAUCCCAUGCGUGACCGAGCAGGAGAUAGUUGGCUGGUAUCAACGAACACAUCUACCAGCUGUCUCCGACGAAAAGAUGCCAUCGUAUUUUACAAUACGCCAGACAUUUUGGAACUGUGUUAAGAAGGACCGUGCUUACCAUUCCUGGUCGAAAUCCACCUCAGACCCGUUCGUCAAGCGCUUGGCCAAGGGAUAUCCAGCUACAAUCUUCCUCCUUACCUGGUACUGCAAAUAUACCCGGACGCAGCUCCCUCUACCCUACAGUCCAACAUGGAACCUGCAGCUCAAAUCCGCGACCGAGACUUUAGUGAGCAUGCAAAAGGGCCUCAAACUGCACAGCGCGUUUCUACACUGGGUCCACUCCGGGCAGGAAGUCUGGGGCGGACUGCUGUUCUUUGCUCUCGCACUCAUGGACAAAUGGACUGCAUUGCUCACCGGUGAAUCCAUAGUCGGUCUGUCGGUCUCGAGUGAUACCUUUCGACUGGCUGUAGGAUUUGGGCUUGCGUAUUACCUCAUGGGCGCUGUGAUCCUUGACGCGGUUUCUCAGCCCUUAUGGGCUAUUGCGCACCGGCAUACACCCGAGCAGGUCUCCAGUCUCGCGUCCCUUCACGAAGCAAUCCUUCACGAUAGACUCACUCGCCGAUCGUUAUACUGGUCUAAGCUCCUCAAGUACAGUCUCCUGCACAUCUGGGGACUGGCCGUGACAUCUGCCUUGAUGUGGUCGUUUGAGUCCUCCCGCAGCGCCACCCAGAUGUACCUAGCAUAUAUCGGCGCAUACAGCGGACUCCUCUGGUAUCAGUACAGCAGGAUAUACGUACGACACCGGGCAGACGGUCCAGUGGCCCUUGGCACAGCGGUCAGCUUUAUGACGUGCAUCCUGCUGCGCCUCAUCCCGGAUGGAUUUCCCUACGGCGGCGUUAUCGGCCUGGCUGCUGGCACUUGGACUACGGCGAUCUUGUCAUUUUUCAAGGCGAACGUAGGACAAUCUACGGGGGUUAAUGAUAGUAAUAUCGGCGAGGCUGUAUACACCUGCAGCACCCUGAAUCCAGGCCCGGAAAUCCCACAAGGGACAUUGGCUGGUGCCUUUCAGAGGAUUGUGUCCAUGCCUCUGAACCUGCGGUACAGGAUUGAUCCGGCUAUGCAGCCUGGGGUUGAGGUUAUGAAGAUACUUCGCUCGCGAAGCCAGUCUCAGCAGGCUAGUUAUGUACGAGCGUUCCCUCAAGCUGCGGACUUACUACACCGUGUAGCUGGAUUAUGGGAGUCAGGACGUAUACUGGUUGAACUCAUCUCUGCAGGCUCUCUACUCAGAUCAGAAGAGCCUUUCUUCCGGUGUUUAAGCAAAAAGACUGCUGAUUCGCUACAUAUAAUAGUCAUCACACCUCUGGAUCUGGUCCAGGAUACACUCCAGGGCAGGUGUCAUGCAAUCGCUGAAGCACUGGUGUCAAGCACAGCUGAGAACUACCUUGACCUGUCUCACGACCACGCGAUCCUCGCUGAGAUACUGGUUCAUGAGGGUCUGGAUGGCAGUCUCUCUAUCCCAGAAGGCAUCAAACGCCAGCUCCAAUUCUGUUCCCGGGACCGGGAAGAACUGAUGUCAAACACCCACAAGGAUGUUCUCCGACAUCUUCUACUUGGAAUCGAUAUUGAGCAGGAAUGGGAUAUUUUGCCUGCCGACGUUCGUAUGUUCCUCCUCCAACGGGCAUGCGGACAGUCAUACCGUCUAUCCAUCUCGCAGACCGAGUGGAUUCGGUCGAGGUUUAAGUUAUCAAAUCCCGGAGAACUGGAUGCAUUGCUGGCUAGAUACGAUCUGAGUGCUUCCCUGGCCAUGGCUGUUAGCAACUAUGCUCAGCUUGUCCCUGAUGACAAGGCAGCUGUAACGUCUUCAACGCUGACCCUGAGCCAAAGCGAGCCGAUGUCGUCCCUGCAAUUCAGUCUUGAAAACGUGCCAGGGGGUUCCUCGCACUCCAUAAAAGCGAGGCUACUCCGAGCAUAUCUAAAGAUCAAGUCGUGUAUCAAAUUCACGGUUCUUUCGCUAGUCGCUGAUCCCGAGUACCAGCGAGAACUGGACUAUAUGCUUCGCACACAGCCCUUGCUCCUAUCGUGGCCGGCGAAACGUUGUCUAACGUAUAUAUGGUCAUUUUGUAAACUGCUACAGGAUCUUAUACUCCCGCUUGUCCUGUUGCAUGGUCGAGGUAGAAUAUCCUCGCUUUAUAAGUCGACCAAAGGGCAAACAGUAACAGUCGAAAGGAAUCGCGUUGCCCUUGAUACGCUGGAUGGUGCCUUUACCUGUUUUAUGCACUCCGAGCAGGAUGGGUCCUGUCGAUUAUAUCAAUAUUCAGGUAUUUAUGAAGAGGAGCCAAGCCAAACGGACUGCUUGGUUGCAAUCAACACGUAUACAAGUGACAUGGGAUUGACAGCCCGGGAGGAAUACGAUAGCAAUGGGGUUUCUAUUAACCGGUUUGUCUAUGAAUAUAGGCAGGCCACUCCUGAAGCACGCAUGAGAGUGCCACUGCAGCGCCAGUGUCUUGCCGGCAGGUUACAGUCACAAGUUGUUUGCUAUAAUCGUCGAGGAUAUGUUGUCUCUGGCUCAACCCUGAGAAGUGCCCGCCCUGUCCAGUUUCAAUAUUGGUACGCAAAGAACGCCAGAUCAGAUAGUGACCUUCUGCGAGGGGAGUAUGUUUUCCCACACAUCAGAAUCCAGGUUGGGUGGAGUAUACCAGGUUCAGAGCAACCGGAUGAAUGGAUCCCAUAUCCUUGGGUUACAAGGGCGCUGUUUAUUCAAGUAGACAAGGUCUACAGUGCCGAAUGGACCUACGACCAUAGAUUCCACCCGACUAUAAGAGCAACCCUUAACGGAGAUGAGGUCCCUGUGCCACCAAUGAUCUCAGAAGACUGGUUUGAUGUGCUCCAGAAACCAACAGGAAACAGCUUUCUACAUGACAAUCCGCUGGUAUCGUUCCCUGCUAGGAUUGGCACACUGCCUCGCCUCCUCCGACGCAAUAUGAGACGAUAUCCGGUGUCUAUAUCGCAGGGCCGAACGCAUCUCUGGCAGUCCUGGAAGGCAUCCAAUGAAGUUGACGCCGUCACUGCCAGGUGGUUAGACGAAAUGAUACUACGAUCCAGCAGUAUGCUGCAACCCUACUGGCGACGACGAGACCGAGGCGAACUCGAAGCAGCAACCGAGUACCUCAACGAGCAUGCAGACGCCAUUAUUGCGGACGUCGACCUCAGCCAGCAAGUCAGCUCCUGGGCUCCCCUCGCAUUCAACUUUGGCGAUUUAGCCAGCUUCGGCCAGGGCGGGGAUGCAAGAAUCAAUACACGCACGCUUUCCACACAGCUGAAUGAUAGCAGCAACGAACUCCACGUCCUGGCUAUGGAUACAGGGACAUGGCCUAAUGAGCCCGGUGGCGUUUCUGCAUGCCGUCGAGACCUUGUAAACAACCUGAAACAAAUCAGAUGGCAUAUCAUCGCUGAAUCCGCCAAUGACUUUGGUAUACCCCGGUUCCAGGUCGAGCAUAACGUGCACUCCCUUACAAUCCUGCCGCAGUGGGGGUUGGAUUUCCUACACCCAACGCAUGGGAUCUUCCAGAAUUGUCUGCAUUCGGCUAUUGUCGAGAGGGCUUGGAGUAUAACGGAUGCUGAUAUCCGGGCUAAUUUCCUUCCUGUGUUGUCUACGCUUGUCCGGUGCGCGCGCAUGGGCCGUCUGGAUCGAAUGCAUGUCAAGGAGGCGACUCAGGCGCUGGUGGACUUGAAUGCGUAUUUCGAAUCGUCCAGAAGCUGGAAUGACGUCUGGACGAGCGAUACGGUGAAGCAGGCAUGGCGAGAGCUCUGGCUGAGUGAGGAUAUGGAGGGGGCGACUCCGAUCUCGCAAUGGCUUGAUGCUGAAAGGCCCACCGUUGCUCAACUGGAUAAUGCAUUGGAUAUGUGGCAUCGCUAUCUGUUUAUCUUCUCCAUCCCCGUCCCGGAAAAGAUCCCGGCUGUGUUCCAGGUAUCCCACCACUGGACAGGAGCUACCUACGGGGUCUUAUGCAAGAUGAAACGCCAGUGUGUGCUGCAGCUCUGGGACCACUGUAUCAGCUUCCGUGAGAUAGCCGCGUAUCUAUCCUCGGCACUGUCCCUGGACUCGAUCUUUGUCAACCACGCUCUUAUCAGUCUCGCCCAUCUGUCAUGUGUUCUUAUCCAGUACCAUGCAGAUAUUGUUCUCCCGUGCACUGAAUACUUUAACCCAGGGUGGGAGAUUGAGCUUGGGACAUGCGAAGGCACGUUGCAGCACCGCCGAAUGUUCAGCCGGAAGAUCGACGCCGUUGUGAAUGGGAUUGCAAGCAUGGACAGGUAUAAGGUGAAUAAAAAGGCCAAGGCAGAGAAACCAACCGUCGUGAUGCUGUCCCAUGUUCGCUACGUGAAGGACGUCAAAACAGCCAUAUUGGCUGCUGACGUGGUUGUCAACAACUGGGGAUUCCACGACUACCAGCUCAAGAUAUACGGCGAUAUGGAGCGGUCACCGGCAUAUUCGUCUGAGUGCCAGCAGAUGAUUGACGCCAAGGGCUUGCGCGAGCAUGUCCUUCUCAUGGGAUUGGGUGAUCCACUGGUAGCGCUUGAAGAUGCAUGGCUGUUCAUGAACUCCUCCAUAUCCGAAGGGCUCCCACUAGCCAUGGGCGAGGCAGCUCUGACCGGUGUGCCUGUGGUGUGCACGGACGUCGGCGCGUCCUUCUGCGUGGUGACUGACCGAGCCUCAGGGCAGAGAUUCAGCGAAGUCGUGGCGCCGAAUGACCCCAUUUCUCUGGCAGGGGCGCAGAUUCGUGUCAUGGCCUUACUGGGGCAGUGGGCUGCAUUUGCAGAAGACGAUGCAGGGCAUAUUCCGCCUACAUUGCCACUUCAGCCGUCUCCGGAAGAGGUUCAGCAGAUUUCGCAGCGCAUGUAUGACAAGACUGAGCAGCGCCGCAAAUUGGGGCUUUUGGGCCGAGAGAAUAUCUUCAAGAACUUCUCUAGUGAGCGGUAUCUCCGUGAGCAUGAGCAGAUGCUUUGGUUGGGGAAAUAUCAGAGUCGCCAGGCUUUUGCGUGUGAGCGCAGCUCGUCUGCGGGUUCUUCUUCGCCUGGAGCGAAAUUGGAGCCAUCUACUGUUGUGGUUGAGGAAAGCUCUGAUAGCUAG
This is a messenger RNA of Aspergillus puulaauensis, 8253 nucleotides long. RefSeq lists its product as uncharacterized. The record is from RefSeq and is a predicted model, not a curated record. The coding region runs from base 1 to 8253 and encodes 2750 amino acids. NCBI's taxonomy places the organism in Eukaryota, Fungi, Ascomycota, Eurotiomycetes, Eurotiales, Aspergillaceae. The transcript is spliced from 8 exons. Gene Ontology annotation, molecular function: glycosyltransferase activity.